AAAGGUAAAACGAAAAAAGCUUUGUUCAGUUGCAGACAAGACUGAGACUGAGAGAAAAAAGUGCAGGAAAAAAAUUGCUUGAUACCGGCAACACCACCAUGCCUGAGCUACCUGAAGUAGAAGCAGCAAGAAGAGCAAUCUCCGAUCAUUGUAUAGGAAAGAAAAUCAAAAGCUCAAUCAUUGCUGAUGAUUCAAAGGUUAUUGAUGCUGGUGGUCUAUCUCCAUCAGAGUUUCAAGCAUCUCUUGUUGGUAAAACUAUUGUAGCUGCUCAUCGAAAAGGCAAAAAUUUAUGGCUUCAGCUUGAUUCUCCUCCUUUUCCUUCUUUUCAAUUUGGAAUGGCUGGUGCUGUCUAUAUUAAAGGUGUUGCUGUUACCCAAUAUAAAAGGUCUGCAGUAAGUGAUACAGAUGAGUGGCCUUCCAAGUACUCCAAGUUCUUUAUAGAGUUAGAUGAUGGUUUAGAGAUGUCUUUUACUGACAAGCGACGAUUCGCCAAAGUGCGCUUGCUCAAAGAUCCAACGUUGAAGCCUCCAAUCUCCGAGCUUGGUCCAGAUGCGCUGCUGGAGCCUAUGACAACAGACGAGUUCUUUCAGUUACUGAGAAAGAAGAAGAUUGCUAUUAAGCCUCUUUUACUUGACCAGAGCUUCAUUUCGGGGAUUGGCAAUUGGAUCGCAGAUGAAGUGCUUUAUCAAGCAAGAAUUCAUCCUCUCCAAGUUUCUUCGAGCUUGUCCAAGGAGCACUGUGAAACUCUGCAAAAGUGCAUCAAAGAGGUUGUAGAGUUUGCGGUUGAAGUUGAUGCUGAUUGUAGCAAAUUUCCAAUUGAAUGGUUAUUUCAUUCUCGGUGGAACAAAAAGCCAGGAAAAAUGAGCGUUGAAGUUGGAGCUGACAGUAGUCAGUAUCCCAGUAAUUGGAUUUUCAAUUCUCGCGAAAAGAAACCUGGCAAGGCCUUUGUUGAUGGGAAGAAAAUUGAUUUCAUAACGGCAGGAGGCAGGACAACUGCUUAUGUGCCAGACUUGCAAAAGCUUACUGGAGAACAAGCUAAGAAGGCAGCACUUGAACCAAAAGAACAAACGUCAGAUGGAGAUGAGGAUGAAGAAAAUCUGGAAGGGAAGAAGGGAAAUAAAUCAAAACCAAAGAAAGCCCAGACCAAAAAGCCUCCUGCAAAAAGGAAAGGUAAGGCAACUAGUGACAAUGAUAAUGACAGUGAAGAUGACGAGAUGGAGGAGAAAAAGGUCGCAAAAGGUAAACAAUCUAAGGCAAAGGUUGAAACAUCAGACAAACCAAAAGGCCGUCAAAGCAAGAACUCAAAGAAAACUUAGAACUUCAUAUCCUUUAUCAUAUGAACAUCUGUUUAAUUAGUUUAGAGUUCAAAACUUAAUAUUUGUAAUUUCGGUCAUGCUUUGACUUUGAAUUGUAGGGAGAAAUCACAAUUUGAUGCAACACUUUUUUUUGGCAUUAAUAGAAGUGUUAUCUGCAACAUUUUUUCUGGUAAA
Papaver somniferum (opium poppy) is the source of this 1490-nucleotide messenger RNA. Its product is annotated as formamidopyrimidine-DNA glycosylase. The record is from RefSeq and is a predicted model, not a curated record. The coding region runs from base 99 to 1316 and encodes 405 amino acids. Lineage: Eukaryota; Viridiplantae; Streptophyta; Magnoliopsida; Ranunculales; Papaveraceae. Gene Ontology annotation, biological process: base-excision repair. Gene Ontology annotation, molecular function: zinc ion binding; oxidized purine nucleobase lesion DNA N-glycosylase activity; damaged DNA binding. Gene Ontology annotation, cellular component: nucleus. The transcript has 11 exons.